UUAGACGAUGUGUGGAGCUAGCUUGAAGAUGACGGUGUAGUCGUAUCGCAGGUAAAUAUUUCAGUGGUAACUAAGCAACAAUGUCUUCAGUUCAGUAUCUGAGAGAGUUUGUCAACGAGCGACUAACUGCUGCUGCUGAAGAAAUAUUCGGAGUCUUUGAACAAACUAUCGUCGAGUACGAGGAAGAGAUCGAUCGUCAGCGCAGACUGCUGGAUAUCGUUUGGAAACCCGAGAUAAAGCUACACAGGACAGAGCUCCCACAGCAUCAUGUCUGUAAGGAGGAGGAGGUUCACACUGACCAGCAGCUCCGUGACCAGGAGAGGAACUCCAGUGUGGACCAGGAGGACCCAGAGCCUCCACAGAUUAAAGAGGAAGAGGAGGAACUCUGCACCAGUCAGGAGGGAGAGCAGCUUGUACUGAAGCAGGAGACAGAUGGACUGCUGGACAUCGUUUGGGAACCCGAGAUAAAGCUAUGCAAGACAGAGCUCCCACAGCAACAUGUCUGUAAGGAGGAGGAGGUUCUCACUGACCAGCAGCUCUGUGACCAGGAGAGGAACUCCAGUCUGGACCAGGAGGACCCAGAGCCUCCACAGACUAAAGAGGAAGAGGAGGAACUCUGCACCAGUCAGGAGGGAGAGCAGCUUGUACUGAAGCAGGAGACUGAUACCUUGAUGUUGACUCCUACUAAUGAGGAAAGUGACCACCAGCUCCUUUCUCACAACUCUCCUGUAGCUGAGAGCCAAGAUCAGGAAGGAAGUAAGCAUGUAGACCCAGAAUCAACAGGAAAUGCAGAAACACAACCAAAGAAGAGACGUCACAAAAACACAAAUCACAGUGACUACGUUUAUAACUCUCCCACAGCAAAGAGUCACUGUAACACUCAGACAGGUGAAAAAUCAUUCAAAUGCGACACUUGUGGAAAAGAUUUUAAGUAUAAGUGCAAAUUGAAAAUACAUCAGAGACGCUACACAGGUGAGAAGCCAUAUUUUUGCCAAACGUGUGGGAAAAGUUUCAGCUCAAAUCCGGGUCUGUCGAAUCACAUGAGAACCCACACAGGCGAGAAGCCAUAUACCUGCAAAACCUGUGGGAAAAGAUUUACUAACAACUCAUGCUUGAGGAACCAUACAAGAACCCACACAGGUGAGAGGCCGUAUACUUGCAAUACCUGUGGGAAAAAAUUUACUAACAGCUCAUGCUUGAGGAACCAUACAAGAACCCACACAGGUGAAAAGCCAUAUUUUUGUGAAACGUGUGAGAGCGUUUUCACUACACGUACAAGCUUGUUGGUCCACAUGAGAAUCCACACAGGUGAGAUGCCCUACACCUGCAACACCUGUGGGAGAAAAUUUCGUGGGAAGACAUCCUUAAAUACGCAUACAAGAACACACACAGGUGAGAAGCCAUAUUUUUGUGAAAGGUGUGGGAAAAGUUUCACUACUAAGCAAAUGUUGUCAAUCCACAUGAGAACCCACACAGGGGAGAAGCCAUACCCCUGUCACAUCUGUGGGAAAAUGUUCAGUCAGAAGCCACACUUGGUGAAACAUCUAAUGAUCCAUACAAAUAAAAAGUCAUGUAAUUCCUGAACAUGUUGGAGAGCUUUCAGACUUAAUGGGGAAUUGACAGUCCAUAUGUAAAGAGCCUUUGAAAAAUGAUCUUGGAAAAAUAUUAGUUUUACAGUGAGUGUAUAGAUUCUAAGAAUAUAAAUGACUGAACUCUGAAAUAUUAUUGAAUUUUAUAUUUUUAUACUCUACCACAGUUAUGAGUGGGCUAGUCUGUAAUGUUAAAGCUGAGAAACCCUCAAAUGCUGUUGUGUCACUUGUUUGGUCAUUUAACCAUCUAGUUCAUUUUGUAUAAAUUAUGUGCAUUCCUAGAUAUUUUUAAUAAUUUUUCAUUGGAUCAAUUUGAUGUAUUUUGUAUGUUCUCAAGUUUUAGAGGUGAUGAACAAACAGGUUGUAGAGGGUGAACUGCAUUGUUUUGUAAAAGGUGCUAUACAAAUAAACUGACUUUGAUCAAAGAAUUUUAAUAAUGAAAAUAUUUCUUUCAGUGCUGGUUGUUCAGGCUGAACUCACACUGAUGGAUCUGAUUAAAUGACAAAAGCUUUGCAGGGUGAUAAUGUAUAAUAACAGAUUCACACUAAAGUCUAGAUCUACAAGGACACUGUUCAUAAAGGUUGGAGGCAGAUGUGAAAACGAGCCACCUUGAACCCACAUAGCACACUUUUCUACGUCUGUUUUUGAAUUCCC
Seriola aureovittata is the source of this 2243-nucleotide messenger RNA. Its product is annotated as zinc finger protein OZF-like. Gene Ontology annotation, molecular function: RNA polymerase II cis-regulatory region sequence-specific DNA binding; DNA-binding transcription factor activity, RNA polymerase II-specific. Bases 81 to 1583 code for a protein of 500 amino acids. The transcript has 3 exons. Lineage: Eukaryota; Metazoa; Chordata; Actinopteri; Carangiformes; Carangidae. Gene Ontology annotation, biological process: regulation of transcription by RNA polymerase II. The record is from RefSeq and is a predicted model, not a curated record. Gene Ontology annotation, cellular component: nucleus.